AUGGUUCCCAGGACAGGCUCUUUAACAAUCUUGGCUCUUUGCCAAUCUUUCUUGACUCCAGCCAUCGCUGGCAGUCUCCCUGAACAAGCACAAGUCAUUGAUCAGCGAAUCUUCAAUGUUCUGAAUGGAACUCGGCCUCCGACCGAGUUCAACGCAACAAGUCUCUUUGUCCCUCCGGGCUCAACAAAAGACAGCCUUCUAGAGCAACCUUUCCACGUAUAUGACGACGAAUUCUUGAAGAUCAUCGGGGAAACCCCUACCCUGACCCGGAUCGGACACUCCCCCAAGGACCCUCUUUUCCACGAGGCUGUCGUCUGGCACAAAGAAACCGAUGAGGUCUUCUUCGUUCAGAAUGCCGGAGCCAGAGAUGCCGGCACGGGCUUGAACAAGUCAGCCAUUAUUGAGAAGAUUUCUCUUGCACAGGCCGCUGCUGUAUCGCACAAGACCGAUGCCGUGGGUCUGGUGAAUAUCACCACAGUCCCUUCAUCACCUAUGGUGCUCAAUCCAAACGGAGCGACGAACUACCGCGGACAGCUCAUCUUUACCAGCGAGGGCCAAGGCGAUGACAAGCCCCCUGGUUUGUCACUGGUGAACCCAAACAGCCCCUAUAACUCUACAGUUAUUCUGAACAACUACUUCGGGCGCCAGUUCAACUCUCUGAACGAUGUAGCUAUUCACCCCAAAAACAAAGAAAUCUACUUCACCGAUACGAUCUACGGUUACGUUCAAGAUUUCCGCCCUGCCCCCGGUCUGCAGGAUCAAGUUUACCGCUUCAACCCGGACACCGGUGCCGUGACUGUUGUCGCAGAUGAAUUCGACCAUCCAAAUGGACUUACUUUCUCUCCUGAUGGAGACUACGCCUAUAUCACUGAUACAGGCAUUUCGAGCGGCUUUUUCGGUUUCAAUUUCACGCGCCCAGCCUCCAUCUACCGAUAUGACGUUAAGGAGGAUGGCACGUUUGAGAAUCGCAAGCUAUUUGCCUUUGUGAACGCUCGUUCGCCCGAUGGUAUUCACUGCGACUCCUGGGGUAACGUGUAUGCCGGUUGCGGAGACGGUGUUCAUGUCUGGAAUCCCUCUGGUAAGCUUAUUGGCAAGAUCUAUGUGGGCGCUACGUCGGCGAAUUUCAACUUUGCUGGCCAGGGGAGAAUGGUCAUUUGCGCCGAGACAGACUUGUACUAUGCUACACUUGCUGCGGCGGGGAGUUACGUUGACAGCGAGAUGAGUUGA
This is a messenger RNA of Penicillium olsonii, 1227 nucleotides long. The record is from the annotation of a GenBank genome assembly. Lineage: Eukaryota; Fungi; Ascomycota; Eurotiomycetes; Eurotiales; Aspergillaceae.